AUGUUAAACAACCCUGAGAUCCGCACUGCCCGUCGUUUAGGUAUCCUAGAGACCGGCUCGGCAGCUUAUCACUUGUUCGGCUUGUAUCGCUGUGUAAUAAUAUCAGCGCGUUAUGUUGUACCGUCAAAUACAUAUCCAAAUGAAGCCAUUCUCGCUGCCGUAGCAAAUCUCAUCAAUGAGAAUCCUAUGCUCCGAGUGGGCAUCCAAGGCGAAGGCGACAUGGAAGCCUAUUUCACACACGUGCCUGAGAUGAGACUGUGUGAUUUCGUCGAAUUUCGUACCUGGGGUCCUGAAGAAGACCAUGACAAGUGUCUGAACGACUUACACUGCGAACUGCAUGACCAAUACUGGCAGAACAUUGAGACAAGGCCCCCGUGGCGGGUCGUCGUUGGCAGGCCGUCCGGUGUCACAGAAGAUAACGGAGCUCCUCUCUUUGAGGACAUUUCAUUUGCCUUUCACCACUCUCUUAUGGACGGCAUGGGCGGAAGGCUAUUCCAUGAGAAACUACUCGCCCAAUUGAACGCCCUGCCCGCGAACCUAGCGGCCCCCGAGGUUCUCUCCUUUCCCGAGCCACCAGUACUUCCUGAACCACAAGAGAAGGUCAUAGAUUACACGUCGACGCUAUCUGGCCGAGCUACUCUCCUAUGGAAACGAUAUCGACCCUGGUUCCUCACUCCUGGCCCACCAAAGAUAUGGGCUGGUGAACCUGUUGACUUUGAUCGCCACAAGGCUCGCUUGGUUACCGUGGAUAUCCCACCAGCAGUUGUACUGACUGCCCUCAAAGAGACGCGCGCUCACGGGACUUCUAUGACUGGUCUUUUGCAUGCCCUUGUCCUUGCAUCACUAUCGAGACGAAUUCCUACUGCCCCGGCCUUCAUUUCGUCGACACCCAUAAGCAUGCGUCCCUACAUAUCACCUAAUGCUGGCCCUGCUAUCAAGGACGCACUGUUCGGUGCUGUAACCGGCAUGUCACACAAGCACUCUUCUUCAGCAGUGGCCGCCUUACAGGCUGCAAAGGGGGAUGAGAUUAAUGACCUUAUCUGGAGCCACGCAAGGAGAGUCAAAGACGAGCUCAAGAAAAAGACAUCUACAAUCCCCGUGGACGAUGACAUGUUGGUUCUCGCGACCAUCACCGAUUGGAAAGCACUUCUACGGAAGAAGGAUGGCCAACCGCGACCUCGAUCGUGGGAAGUUAGCAACGUCGGCACUCUUCCAGCCCUGACUGAAGAGCCGGGUAAGAGGAGUAUUCAUCGCAUGCUGUUUACAAAUGGCGUCAUGGUUGCAAGCGACCCCAUGAGUGUCAGUGUAGCAAGUGUCAAGAACGGCCCCUUGACGAUGGGAAUUACAUGGAAUGACGGUUUUGUGGAAGACGAGAUCAUUGAGGGGCUGAAGGACGAUCUGGCGAUGUAUCUAAGGCGGCUGCAUGAGACGGGGGUAAUUACUGGUGAGUCGUAG
This is a messenger RNA of Fusarium tjaetaba, 1455 nucleotides long. RefSeq lists its product as uncharacterized. Gene Ontology annotation, molecular function: N-acetyltransferase activity. The coding region runs from base 1 to 1455 and encodes 484 amino acids. NCBI's taxonomy places the organism in Eukaryota, Fungi, Ascomycota, Sordariomycetes, Hypocreales, Nectriaceae. The transcript is spliced from 2 exons. The record is from RefSeq and is a predicted model, not a curated record.